GUUCAUAGACUGCUACAGGAGGGGACUGAAAAAAGGCACUUCUUCAGGCUCCACCUUCAGAGACUCGCUUCAUUGGAAGAGAGCUAGGUACCGGUCGGCUGCAGCACUUGCAGAAAGUUUCAUACCUACCCCAGCUGCAUUCAGUUGGAAGUUUCCAGUUGCUCUGAGCAAAAAUGCCAGCAAGACCCACUACCCAGCUGGUGUGGCUCUGCAUUAUCACAGUGUCUGUGGCAAUCUGUCCAGCAGCACUGCUGCAGAAGCCUCCUAAAAGGAGAACAGUCAACGGGAACGCACAGUCCAAGAUGACAGGCUGCUGCGAUGAGAUUAAAGAGCUCAAGCUGCAGCUGGCUAACCUGAGCAGGAUGCUGCAGGAGCUGAGCAAGAAGCAGGAGGGCGACUGGGUGAACGUGGUCAUGCAGGUGAUGGAGCUGGAAGGAAGCACCAAGCAGAUGGAGUCCCGCCUCAUUGACGCCGAGAGCAAAUACUCCGAAAUGAACAACCAGAUAGACAUAAUGCAACUCCAAGCAGCUCAGACAGUCACACAAACUUCAGCUGUAGAUGCUGUCUAUGACUGCUCAUCACUUUAUCAGAGAAACUACCGAAUCUCCGGUGUUUACAAGCUACCCCCCGAUGAAUUUCUGGGGAGUCCAGAUCUGGAGGUGUUCUGUGACAUGGAGACAGAUGGAGGUGGCUGGACUAUCAUCCAAAGACGCAAAGUUGGUUUGACAUCUUUCAAUAGGGACUGGAAGCAAUACAAGGAAGGAUUUGGCAAUAUUCGGGGAGAUUUUUGGCUGGGAAAUGAAAAUAUCUACCGGCUUUCAAGACGUCCCACUGUUCUGCGAGUGGAGUUGGAGGACUGGGAAGGUAACAUACGCUACGCACAAUAUAAGCAAUUCACCCUGAGCAACGAAUUAAACAGCUACCGCCUUUUUGUGGGGAACUACACUGGCAACACAGGGCGCGACUCCCUAAGGUACCACAACAACACGGCCUUCAGCACGAAGGACAAGGACAAUGACAAGUGCGUGGAUGACUGCGCCCAGUUCCGUAAAGGUGGAUAUUGGUACAACUGCUGCACAGAUUCCAAUCUGAAUGGAGUUUACUACCGCAAAGGAGACCACACCAAAAACAUGGAUGGCAUCACCUGGUACGGCUGGCAUGGAUCAACCUACUCCCUGAAAAGAGUGGAGAUGAAGAUACGGCCAGAGGAUUUCAAACCUUAGAGAGAACGAAUAUUUGACUGUACAGCUACAUGACACUGCUGCACAGAAGGUGGGGCCCCUGACAACUCAAAACCAGCCACUUCAAUCGUCCACUUCCUCUAGGAUACACGCUAACACAACAGCUGCAUACUGGCUAUGUACACACAAGAACACUAAAGCAGACACCAGCCAAGCAACUGAUGUUAUCAGGGCUCAAACUUAUCUCCUCCUCUUAGGAUUCUUUCCAAAGAGAUAGAUAUUGUGUUAGAAUAGGCUAGAACAGAAUGCUAAAUACCUCCUGCACUUAGAGCACCUUCAGAACAUCUACCAGUGUGCUUCCACCAGCACGGUGACUAGUGGGUUGCCUUAGCGUUCAACCAGUUAGGCAGGGACUGUAAAAAGAAAGCCUCCUUGUUGCUAUUCCCUCAGUGUCUAGAUGAAGUAUGGCUGAGCGACUCCUUCCAAGAGAGAUUUAUAUCAUACAAAAGUGACAUACUGUUUUCAAACCACAGAGAAAUAGCUUAUCAGAAUUAUCCCUGACAAAUUGUUCUUGAGCACAUAGUAAACGACUUAUAGCCCUAGAAAGGAAAAACUACACUCAAAACAUUUGGAUAAAUGAGUACUGCCCAGGCUCUCUCCUGAAGUCUUACUGCCAUCUCUUGCUGCUGCCACAAGUAAGUAUGGAGAGCUGCAGCCAGCAGAUAGUAACUGGGAGGACAAAGUUGUCUCGUAUGUGCUGGGUUAUCUGCAGAUAGAGAUAGUGCCACAAAGACUAAUAAAUUAGAACGCAGCUUUCUUGGCUGCCCCCAAACUACAUUCAGGUUAGAACGUAAGAGUACUAUAUGAGAGCAAGUCUAAGAGAUAACAGCAAGUGGGGGGGAGAAAAGAAAAUCAAAACCAACUAACCAAAAAAAACCCAACUCAAACACUUAAAAACACUGUGUUCAUAAGCAAAACACUACUACAUACCAGAGAAUCCACAAAUGCCAAAGAAAAGUUAUUAAAACAUAAGGGAAUGUUUGCUAGCAUGAUACCACUGAGCCAUAUCAAGAUCUGUUUUGAAUACCCCCCAAAAAGUUACCUGGACAUUUUGCAUUGAAAAUCAGAAUGUUGUUUUUCCCCUUACAUAACACUGGCUUGAAAAUAACUGACUCCUCCUGCAGCUACACCAUUGCUUGAAUAUGUUGGAAAAGAUGGUUAUAGUUAAUAUAUCUAUUUUCAUUCACCUUAAAGAGGGCUUAAAUCUAAUUUAAAUUGUUCUGUCUUGUGUGAAAUAUGAUAGAGGUGUCUUGGGAAUUGCCUUAUAUACAUUUCACUAUUCAUACUGUAAAUUCCAACUGCCUGGAACUAUAGUUGGAACUAUUUUAACUGCGGUCUAUAAAAUGGUUUUUUUUAAUUUCUGAACUUUUCUAUUUCUAGAAAUAAAUUUUCUUUCAUUUUUAA
Dromaius novaehollandiae (emu) is the source of this 2645-nucleotide messenger RNA. It is a transcript of the gene ANGPTL7, whose product is annotated as angiopoietin like 7. Bases 174 to 1223 code for a protein of 349 amino acids. The record is from RefSeq and is a predicted model, not a curated record. Lineage: Eukaryota; Metazoa; Chordata; Aves; Casuariiformes; Dromaiidae. The transcript is spliced from 5 exons.